UUCACCGAAGUUGAUUGCGUCUCAUUCCCAGAAGAAAAACAGCGUCCUGCUGCAGCGACCAGAGCUUUAUUUCACAGGAACUCUGACUCACACAGCCGCAAAAAACAUUUCAGACUAGAAAACUGUCAGGAGACACAGUGAGAGAUCAUGACAACCCUGCUGGACCUUAAGAGUAGUGUGCUGAGGCAAGUGCAGAGGAGCCAGUCGCUUAGGAGCCGAAGGGAGCCGCCGCCCACCGCCAGCAGCCCUCUCACACACAGUCCUGACCCCUUACCUCGCAGGGUGUCCGAGGAGAGCGUGGAGUUCUUUGAGCGUGUGAAUGCCAUUCUUCAGAAACAGGGGAACAUGCUGCGGGCUGCCCAGGCUGAGUGCCAAAGAGGGGCCUGCACAGUGCCGCCGCCGCAGGAGCAUGUGGACCAGGCCUUUAUUCCCGACAGAAUCAGAAGGACAGAGCUGGACCUGCUUUAUGAGGAAGCUGUGUACACGGUGGUCAACCGAGUGGGAGUGCCAUCAUCCGAACACGUGAAAAGUGAUGAAGAGCUGUUUGCUUACUUGCUAAAGGUCUUUGAUAUGGGUGAGGAGGAACAUGAUAUCACUCUACAAAAAGUUCAAGAAUCCAAGAGAGCCAGUUUUUCCUUGAGAGUUUCUGUCAUGAAAGCAAAGAGUCUGAUGGCCAAGGAUGCAAAUGGUUACAGUGACCCCUACUGCAUGCUGGGAAUCCUGCUGGGCCAGAGCCCGCGGGAGAUGGAGGAGAAGAAGGAGAGAAAGUUCAGCUUCAGGAAGCGGCGGGAGAAGCUGGAGAAACGCUCAAGCACUAAGGAGGUGUUACCUGCCAGGAGUAUCCAGGUGACUGAGGUCAAACCAGAGACUCUCAACCCAGUGUGGGACGAGCACUUUGUGUUUGAGAUAGAGGAUGUUCACAAUGACCUCUUACAUCUUGACAUAUGGGAUCAUGACGAUGAUGUGUCGGUUGCUGAGGCCUGCAAGAAACUCAAUGAAGUCAGCGGACUUCGAGGGAUGGGCAGGUAUUUUAAGCAGAUAGCUAAGUCAGUGCGUGCCAAUGGAUCUGCAUCAUCAGGCUCUGAGGAGAAUGCCGAUGACUUCCUUGGUUGCAUCAACAUCCCUUUGAAUGAGAUCCCAGUCGUCGGUUAUGAUACUUGGUUUAAGCUGGAGCCCCGAUCGAGUACGUCUAAAGUUCAGGGAGAAUGUCACCUGAUAUUGAAGCUCUUCACCAGCCAGAGAGACACAACUUUGUCUAAGAAAGAAUCAAAUGUCUCCGUUCACAAAAAACUGCUGAGUCAGAUUGUGGAGUAUGAGCAUGCACAUGUUAAGAGGGAGCCCUACAACUGGAACGGGCAGGUUUGUCCUGCAGCAUGGACUGUAUUGACUCACCAUGCUGUGCAAACUGAUCUGUCACCUCUCCAACAGGCCGUUAUUCGCUGGCAGUGCUACAGCAGCCACCAUCGGACUCAGAGGGUGUGCUACUCCCUGCUGCUGCGCCUCCUGAGGACCAUCGAUGCAGAGUGGGACCCCACCGCUGUGCGGGGAGACCUGGAGAGGCAGCUGUCAGACAGCUUCAGGCUGUACACAGAGCACUGCCUGUGCCUGAUGAAGAACAUGCGUCAGGUUUUCCCCUGCACCAGCGCCGCUGCCAUUACACGCUACGAGCUCAUGCUGAGGGGGAUUGGCUACAUGCAAAACAUGCGGGCCUUUAAGACUGUUUGUCCUCUUCGAAAUGAACUGCAUUUGGACAUCACUACUGCUGUCAAGAAAGGAACUGCGGAGUGGUACGAGAGCUUAAUUGCGCGAUAUAAACCAGAGGAAGGGACUCUGGAGGAGCAGCUGAAAAAGCUGGUUCAGGUAGUUGAUGCCGCAUGUGCAGAUGUACAGAGAGCCCAGAACAUUUACAACAAACUCUUCUACAGUGCGGUGAAAGUAGAUUUCUUCAGCAUAUCAUACAGACAGUUGGAGAAACAGGUAGCCGACGAUGUAAAUGUAGCGAUGGAGCGGGUUUGUGGGACUCUGGAGCAGGAGAGCUCAAGGCUGACUCAGACAAUGGGAGAGACCAUCUUUGAGCUCUUCAUGUCCUUGAAAAUCCUCAAAGGCUUUCGGGAGUUUCUUCCUCUCAAGGAUGCCAAAAUGUUGGCCCUGACAGGCUUUCAUAACUGGUUCAAGUCCUCAAUUCAUAAGUGGCUGCAGAUCGUUCAUGACAGAUCCUGUGACAGAAUCCGUAAAGCAGUGGAAACAGACAAGCUCGAGCCUGUGCAGCAGGCCAAACACAGCUCCUCAGCAGUAGAGGUGACAACAUGCUUCAGCCAGGUACGCGAGAUCUGGCUCCAGUUGGCCUGGCCAGACUCUGCGGGGGCCUUCAUCUUUGUCACUCGUUUGACAGACAAUUUCUGCAGCGAGGCUGUGUGCUACUCAGAGAUGAUAACACGCAAGAUUGAGAGGAACCAGCUGGGCCGAGACCACAAGAGCUUCACAGUGCAGCUGUGCAUCGCCCUGAAUAACACAGAGCACGUGCGCAUUUUCCUGGGUCACCUGCCCCGUGACCUGGACUGGCAAGGUGUAGAGCGGGCCAUGGAGGAGUCCUGUGGGAUGGAGGGGAAGGAACAGGUUUGCAAGGCUCUAAAUGGACAGCUGUUCAACAUGGACCUGGACUUGCAGAGAGAAGCCAAACGUCUCAUCACACUGCUCACCGACAAGAUGCUGCCUGAGCUGCGGAGGUACAUCCAGCACAUCAGCCUCUCUCCAGACUCCAUCAACAAUGAUGAUGCUGUGUCUCCACUCAUGAAGUACUUACAAGACACCAUGGUCAUCCUCACUGACAACCUUGUCAAGGGGAAUCUGACUAGAGUUCUCCAAAGCAUGUGGGAGCUGCUCCUGCGGAUGAUCUUGGAUGCUGUUGCAGAAAACAGAGGCGUUCAGGUUGAGUUUUACAACCGCUUCCAGUACACAGUGGAGACCCUGCUGCAGUUCUUCCAUGCAAAGGGAGAGGGUCUUUCCUUGGAAGACAUGAAGAGUGGAGACUACAAGGUCGUGGAUGAGGAGCUGAGGCUGAAUAAAUGUUCCUCCUUUGAGCUGAUUGAACAGUACUAUCUGGAGAAGAUUUCCCUACAGAAAACACUCAAACACACCCGUUAUGGCCGGAUUAGUGUGAAGUGCUACUACGAUGCUCCGGAGCAGAGACUGACGGUGGAGAUUCUGCACGCUGCAGAUAUCCUUGCUCUGGAUGCUAACGGACUGAGUGACCCGUUUGUGAUAGUGGAAAUCUGUCCUCACCAUCUGUUCCCUAUGGCCAAGAGUCAACGCACGCAGGUGAAACUUAAGACCCUGCACCCAGUAUUCGACGAACUCUUUUACUUCCACGUCAGUCCAGAACAGUACAGACACAGGUUUGCUUGUUUGACCUUCACUGUGAUGGACUACGACUGGCUUUCCACCAACGACUUCGCCGGGGAAGCCGUGGCACCUCUCAGCGACUUCUGCUGGCCAGGGAGGCCGAACGCCUCAGCCGCCGGCAAAAGCGUCCAGCCUGUCAUUCUCCACCUGUCUCGCAGCAAACCCAGUGAAAAGCCAAUCAUGAGGAUGCUGGAUGCUCGCAUCGGAGACAGGGAGGCUCAGGAGUUUGUCCGCAGGCUGAAGGAGAUUGAGAAGUCAAUGGAGGAGGAGUAAAAGCUGUCAGCGCUGCCCGUGUUGGUGUUUUCUGACCACGUCUUGCGACAUGUGCUUUUGUACUGGUACGAUGUUUACAAUAUUUGAAUUUUUUUUCCAAUGUUAUUGUUUGUUCAGUAAUUAUACCAAAAUGAAAACAUAAAAAAGGAAAACAGUGACGCUUAUCACUGUUUUCUAACUGGGAGAUGAACUUCCUGUCA
Messenger RNA from Plectropomus leopardus (leopard coralgrouper), 3875 nucleotides. RefSeq names its product BAI1 associated protein 3 (gene baiap3). The record is from RefSeq and is a predicted model, not a curated record. Gene Ontology annotation, biological process: regulation of dense core granule exocytosis; positive regulation of neurotransmitter secretion. Lineage: Eukaryota; Metazoa; Chordata; Actinopteri; Perciformes; Serranidae. Gene Ontology annotation, cellular component: late endosome membrane; recycling endosome membrane; secretory vesicle. Gene Ontology annotation, molecular function: SNARE binding.